GAAAAUUGUGUGCAGCAAAUUGGUGGGGGUGGCGGGUCUUUCAGCACGUGAUGUAUGCCAUGGUUCUCAGGCACCAGGUGAUAUAAUUCAUUCAUUUCCGAAUGAGGUUAAAAUAUGAUAGUAGCACCUCUCAGUCCCUUCAAACUAAACGAGAAGGGCUAAAAAGAUAAGAAUUCACCAGCUGUCCACCAAUCCAAGGCAGUUCAGGAUACACCAUCAGUGUUACUUGAAUUCGCUGCACAAUAUACUAUCAUAAUUAGUCAUACAGCAUUCGAUUUCUCGGCAUAACGCACCUAAUGCAUCAUUCGAAUGGAUCGUCGCUGAUCGGCCGGCUAGACCGGGUUCGCCGUAUACCUUAUCCAAGUUCCAACUUUUACCUGAAUUUCUGCAGAACGAGCAAUUCAACAAACCGAAAAGCAAAGAAUUUUAGGAUAUUUAUUCGACUCGUGCCUGGUUCAAUAGUGAUAACAGAUUUCGGUCUGCUACAUCGAUUCAUCCGAACAUAUCCUUGACAAGUCGAUCAAUUCUCGAACUCAGGUAUAUACAAGUAGAUACUUUUUGAAUCGGCACUGUCAUCGGAAGUUCGGCGACAAUCAACCGCCGAUAACAAUAUACGGAACCAAUAAUAUCCAAAACUCUCUUCGAAUUUUUGAUCCUACGGAAAAUAA
Messenger RNA from Aspergillus caelatus, 668 nucleotides. RefSeq lists its product as uncharacterized. The record is from RefSeq and is a predicted model, not a curated record. NCBI's taxonomy places the organism in Eukaryota, Fungi, Ascomycota, Eurotiomycetes, Eurotiales, Aspergillaceae. The coding region runs from base 297 to 512 and encodes 71 amino acids. The transcript has a single exon.